AUGUCAGCCAAAGGCGAUAUCAACGUCCAAAUCGCUGCGUUCACUGCGCAGCUACAGCGGCGAGAGAUUUCUGGCUCGCGGGCUGUGGCGCUUGCUACUGCUCAUCUGAUCUCACGAUUUGUGUCGUCCAGGCGCUGGCCGACUGCUGACGACCUAAUCAACCAGGUGAAAAGGCUAGGACGAGAACUGGAAAAAGCCCAGCCCCAUGAGCUGGCUUGUGGAAAUAUUAUUCGACGCAUUCUGAAAUCGAUCCGCACCGUCGAUGAGACUGUGGAGUUGGUCGAGGCUGUGGACGACAGAGAGCGCAGGUCGUCCAUGUUUGGCAUUUUGUCUGUUCCCGGAUCCGGCGACAAAUCCACAGAUCAUAUGCGGUCUCGCGACUUGAAAGCUGCUGUGAUUGAAGACAUCCAGGUUCUUAUUGAAGAAAUCGGCAAUGAAGAACCGCUGCAAAGAGUAGGAACAGAAAUGAUCAAUGAUAACGAGGUGAUCCUUACUCCAUGCCCCCGGUCGGUUACUUUGCUGGACUUCUUUUUGAAAGUGGCACAGAAACGCAGCUUCACGGUUCUGGUCACUGAGUGCUACCCUAACGGUGUCGAGGACGCCAAAAUGUUUGCUGAAAGACUGACCAAGGCAGGAAUCAGAACCGAGAUCUUGCCAGAUGCCACCGUAAACGCUGUUAUGAGCAAGGUCAGCAAAGUUAUUAUUUCUCCACGUACUGUGCUGGCUAAUGGUGGUGUGAUUGCCUCUUCCGGUAUGGCUUUGCCUUGUCUCGCUGCUAAGAACUUCAACAAGCCGGUGCUUGUUUUUGCUGGUUCAUACAAGCUGUCGCUGCUCUAUCCUUUCGAUGUGGAGCGGCUCAUCGAGGUGGGAAAUAGCGGCAAAGUCAUUGAUUUCGCCGAUGCCGACCUGAUGGACAAACUUGAAGUCACAAAUCCUCUUUGCGACUAUUUGGGUCCCGAGCUGCUCGACAUCAUUAUCACAACCGACGGUGGACACCCGCCAAACUUCAUGUACCGGAUUGUUCUCGAUAAUUACAGCACUCAAGACCAGAUUCUUUAA
This is a messenger RNA of Wickerhamiella sorbophila, 1059 nucleotides long. RefSeq names its product Translation initiation factor eIF-2B subunit beta. Gene Ontology annotation, cellular component: eukaryotic translation initiation factor 2B complex. The coding region runs from base 1 to 1059 and encodes 352 amino acids. The record is from RefSeq and is a predicted model, not a curated record. NCBI's taxonomy places the organism in Eukaryota, Fungi, Ascomycota, Dipodascomycetes, Dipodascales, Trichomonascaceae. Gene Ontology annotation, molecular function: translation initiation factor activity; guanyl-nucleotide exchange factor activity. The transcript has a single exon. Gene Ontology annotation, biological process: translational initiation.